ACACCAGAAUAAACUGUUGGCAUGCUGCCAUUCAAACAAGGGUGGGACAAGAGGUAAACACUGUACAAGGAUAGACUUUACAACGAAGUAAAUAAAAACAUGGCGCUUACUUUGAGGGAGGACUACCUCCUCUCUGCGGCCAUCGACUUUGGCACCACGUAUUGUGGGGUCAUGUUUUCUCUCCGGAAGGACUUCGAGGAGGGAAAUCGUUUGCGUAUUUGGGGAAACCAGCAGGACAACAAGGGAGAUAUGAAUUCUCUCCAAGAGCCCACUACCGUGCUGCUGGAUCCGGAGAGGAAGUUCCUGUCGUUCGGAGUAGAGGCAGAAGAUAAAUACAAAAACUUUGCGUUAAAAAGUGCUCAUCGAGAGCACUAUUACUUCCGACAUUUCAAGAUGACACUUCACCGACAAAUUGAACUGACUCUAUACACAGAGUUAGAAGAUAUAAAUGGGAAAAAACACAGAGCCAUCGCCAUUUUUACAAUGGCCAUUAGAUUCUUGAAGGAAAGGCUGUUGCAAAAUAUAAAGAGACGUGAAUUCAGUUAUAUUGGAGAGCACGAGAUUCGCUGGGUACUGACCGUUCCUGCGAUGUGGUCAGAGAAAGCUAAGCAGUAUAUGAGAGAAGCCGCCAAAGAGGCAGGGAUUCCAUAUAAUCAGUUAGCCAUUGCCCUAGAACCGGAAGUUGCUGCGGUAUAUUGUAAAGAGUUAUCGAUACAGAGGAAGGAGGCCCAAAUGUUGGCGACAUUUGACCCCAAAUCUCGCUACAUGGUUCUUGAUCUUGGAGGUGGUACAGGUGACGUCACACUACAGGAGGUACAAGACGAUGGGACACUCCAGGAAUUCUGGUGCGCGGAGGGUGGGGACUGGGGAGGGGUAGGAAUUGACAAAGAAUUCUACGAUCUUCUAGAAAAGUUACUCGGCAAAGAUGUGUUUGAAAAAUUUAAGUACGAACACACGUAUGAAUGGAUUAGCAUGCAAGAGGAAUUUGAACAAAACAAGAAGAAGAUAAAAUCCUCUGGAACUGAUCAGAAUGAACUCAUUGUCACCCUCCCUAUACAGUUAUUAAAACUACACAACACUAUGAUUGAAUCUUCCCUGGGUGAUGUCAUGAAGACGACCCAGUUUAAGGAUCAAAUUGAAUUGGUACAAGAGAACAAACUGAUUUUGAAGGAUUCUAUUGUGUCCCAUUUCUUUGAGAAGACACUGAAAACUAUCACAGAUCAUGUCCAGAGUAUUUUCAAUAAUACAGAAACCACUGGGGUGGAUACAGUCGUUUUGGUUGGUGGCUUUGCGGAUUCUGAUGUUGUGCAACACAGAAUCAAGAAAGACUUCCACACCAAAAAGGUUAUAAUUCCAAGCGAAGCUGGAAAAGCUGUGCUGAAAGGAGCCGUUAUAUUUGGCCACAAUCCUCAAGCCAUAUCGGCUCGCAUCAGCCCAUGUACAUACGGGCUACACACCCAAAAACCUUACAGCAGCGUAUACCCCAGUGAUAGGAAGUCGAUCGUUGAUGGAAAGGCUGUUGUACGAAACGUUUUUGACAAACACAUAGAAAUUGGAGAAAUUGUUUACAUAUCUAAGCCGAAAAAGAGGCAAACGUUUUACGUCAUUGAUAAUACAAAAGCAGAGGUUUUCUGGAACGUGUACAGGUCUACUAAAAAAGAUCCACUGCUCUGUGAUGAUCCCAGUUGCGUCCAAAUCGGGGUUUUACGGGUUCACGUUGACCCUGACAAAAGUGAGAAGCGACGAGAACUCGGAGUGUGUUUGAUAUGUCGCGGAACGGAACUUGAGGCGGAAGCAGUAGACAAGAAUACUGGGAAAUUAUACCAUGCAACGUUCGAUUUCUUGCAACGCAGCGGUGAAAUUUAUCAUUAAGUAGCUUGUAUUAAGUGGCUUGCAUUAAGUAUCGCUUCAUUAUAAAGGUGGCAUAGAGGGUAAAAGGAAAGGUGUUGGGGGAGGAAGAAAAGGGAAGUGAGGAGGGUUGUCGAGAAAAGGAGGCGGUAAAAGUGUGAGAGGUGAGGCAAGACAAGUUAGAAAAUGGAGAAGGAGGGGUGGGAAGAGAUGUCUGAGAGAUGGUCGGGAGUCGGACCCUGUGUACAUCUCAUUCAGUUUCGGUAUAUCUUCAGACAGCCUUGCAUCACCAGAAAGCGCUGUAGAGAGUGUAGCUCUACUGGUGUAUAACAGAGAAGCAGUCAUCAUAUUCACAAUUUUCUCAUCUUUCCUGCGUAGUUUAACUGUAGAUGUAAUAAAACCACUUCUAUUAACUAAGGCAUUAUAGGAUAUUUGAUUUAUCCUGGAAGAACAUUCUUCAUUUUUUGAAGACAAAAAAUCAGAAACAGAAACAUUAAACCCUUUAAGUGUAACGUUCAUUUGUCCUUAGGAAGAAACGGGUUGUGUCGUUGGGUUAUUUUAUGCUUUACAUAGUUUUCCUGCUGACUUUGUAUCUGUUUUAUACAUAGGUCAGAUAUUUUAAGGGUUUUUUAGUGUUCAUUGAUAUACAUGUACAUCUAUCUAUAUCGCACCCACUACACUAUACAUUGUCCUUUUUUUGUAACGUGGAUUAUUGCAUCAUAUUACACUCAAUAAUUUCAAUAUAUAGACAUUCUGGGGGUUUUUCUCAGCAUUUGUAAUAUUAUUUUCAGAAUUAGUCUGCAUUUCUAUCUUGUUUAUUUAGUCAAAUUUUAUAUUUUCAUAUUGCUGGUCAUUUUCAGUGCUUUAUAUAUCCUUUAUCAUGUAACCUCGUAUCUGAAUUCGGAUCUGACACUGGACUUUGGAUGUUGAGUGUUGUUAGUAUAUAUAUAUAUAUAUAUAUAUAGAGAGAGAGAGAGAGAGAGAGAGAGAGAGAGAGAGAGAGAGAGAGAGAGAGAGGAGAUAGUUAUGAUCUUGUUGACCUCGCACUUCGGGUAAUAUUGGGGCGCUGGAGAUAUGAGAUUGGUUUGGUUUGGACAUAUUUAUUUUAUAGUUAUGAUGUUUACAACAAAAGGAUUGGGCAAACGUUCUUAAAACUUAGAACACCCUCUCCUAGAGCCUCUGUAGGGAGGAUGAAGGAAAUUCGCUUUAAAGCAUUCAGCGCCAAAAUAUCUACUGAUAAAUAUAUUUCGUAAAAUGAAAUUGCACCAAAAAUCUAAGGUUCCGGUCUAAACCUUUGAGAAAAUUCCGCUAUAAAUCUUUCCGACAUCAAAAGUAUCCGAUAUACGGCGAUUCCUCUAUGAGAGGCCAACGUAUUUAUUAAUCUUGUUUGAAGUUCCGUCUCAUUUGAAACACGUAAAACUUGUACCAGUCUUUACAAACUGAAAUUUUUAUACAUGUAAUGAUAUUUUUUUAAGAUAUUGAAUUCUUAAAUCAUUAUACACUGCACAUAUACACAUUGGACAUUUGAAUAUAAAACCAUUAGUUGUUUUAAAAAGUCACAACCUGAUCUGUUAAUGUUAUCAACAAAUUUCCAUUUCAAUACACAGACGAUGAGGCGACAGUCUAAAUACAAGCAACAUUUUUAUGCAGACGAUAUAUGGGUUUACAUGCAUUUAUUCGUUUAAAAAAAUUGUGUGUAUCAAACGUAAAGACACAGUGGCAACACAACGUAGAACGAGAACUUUUGUUGAUGUUUUGAAAGCAUGUUUUAUUUAUUCAUAUCAGAAAAAUCAUACGUAUUUAAAUUGUUAAAACCUGUUUAGAAGUAAACGAAGGCUGUCUAGUUCAUCAAGUAUUUUUGUGACCCUUGCAUCAUUCGUAUGAAUCCUUUCUUCGAAACAGGAUUUCACAACGAUGUCUUUACAAAAGGCAAAUAAAAGAAAAAAAAAUAGUAAUUAAAAAAACAAUCAAAACCAACAAAAAAAAAAAAAUAAAAUCAUAAAAAACCCCAAAAGACCAAAAACAAAGAACAAGACAAAACGACAACCUGCCAAAUUCGAAAUAAACUACUAGUUUAACUAGUAUAUGGAUCUGUAUGACAUUCAAUGUUCCUCUGUAGUUUAAUCAAAUUCAUCUACAGUAUAUCUAUUUCAAUUUCAUUCGAAUCACAUGUAUGUAAACUUGUCACCAAAUUUUACCGUGGAAGGUCUCGUUUAGUUAUCUUGUUAAAUUUUUGUCUGUUGUUGACUCUUUUGGACAUAUUAGUGUUUUAUCAUCAGGAAGAAGAGUCUCUUCCUUUUUGUGUAAAUAUACCUCUGUAUAAAAGAGUAAAACGUAUCUGAUACAGUAGAUCAUGGAGCCGUGAGCUAAUUCUACUGUCGAAACCAUUAAAUCAUACAAAACAGG
Molecule: messenger RNA, 4254 nt
Organism: Ostrea edulis (European flat oyster)
Lineage: Eukaryota; Metazoa; Mollusca; Bivalvia; Ostreida; Ostreidae
Product: heat shock 70 kDa protein 12A-like
Exons: 4
Coding region: 100-1872 (590 amino acids)
Molecular function (GO): ATP binding; ATP-dependent protein folding chaperone
Source: RefSeq, a predicted model, not a curated record